This is a messenger RNA of Annulohypoxylon truncatum, 354 nucleotides long. RefSeq lists its product as uncharacterized. The coding region runs from base 1 to 354 and encodes 117 amino acids. Lineage: Eukaryota; Fungi; Ascomycota; Sordariomycetes; Xylariales; Hypoxylaceae. The record is from RefSeq and is a predicted model, not a curated record. The transcript has a single exon.
AUGACACCUAGCCGGAUCUGCAGGGGCAGCUCUUCCAUUCCAGAAGCGGUGCGGCUGACCGCCAUUUUACACCGCACGGCGCGCACGAUGCUUGCAGAUGAGACUCGAGCCCCGUCGGACCGUCGCCCACAUUGGGGGAGGGGUUGGACGGGUUUCCACUCCAAAUGGGAUCAGUUCGCAUCCUCCCAGUACGCUGGGUUGAGGUCCACAUCGGCCUAUCGUGGGGCAAGCAGCGCUGGAGUGUGGGUUGCCCUAGCAGCCCAGUCGGGCUUCUUAACGAAAUCAUCGUCAACCGCUCCAGGGGUGCAGAAGGAGUCGGUAAUCUUGCUCGUGAACUGCUUUGCGGGCCCCUAG